AUGAGCCUUCCCUCUGCUCCUACGGCCGCGCACACGCGCACCGACAUACCAUCCACCUCCCUCUUCUCGCUAGCGGGCAAGCAGGCCAUCCUCACGGGUGCAACGCGAGGCAUCGGCAAAGGUUGCGCCGUGGCAUUAGCAGAAGCAGGAGCCAGCUGCUGCCUCGUUCUUCGUCCGACCACCUCGAGCAACGCAGACUCGCAGACGGGCACGCACUCGCACUCGCAGCAGCAGCAGCACGAAGCGCUUCGCGAUCUGCCCACUGAUCAAGGUCAGAGACACUGCGUCGUGUAUGCGGACUUGGCAGAUUCGCACAGCGUCAAGGGCGUCUUCGAAGCGGCGCUCAAGAAGGAUGAAGUUCGAGGAAAGGUGGAUAUUCUGGUCAAUGUGGGAGGCAUCCAGAGGCGAAAUGAGGCCGUCGACUUUGCAGAGGAGGAUUGGGACGAGGUCAUCAAUGUCAACCUCAAGACGGUGUGGCUUCUCAGUCAACAAGCUGGAAAGCACUUUCUCUCUCGCCCAGGUGGCGGCAAAAUCAUCAACUUUGGUUCGCUGCUCACAUUUCAAGGCGGUAUAUGCAUUCCAGCGUACGCCUCCUCCAAGGGAGCAGUAGGACAACUUACCAAGGCGCUAUCGAAUGAGUGGGCAACGCACAGUGUUCAGGUGAAUGCUAUCGCUCCAGGAUACAUUUCCACUGAUAUGACGGAGAAGCUGCAACAGGAUCCUGUCAGGGAGAGGCAAAUCUCGGAGCGCAUUCCUGCGGGCAGGUGGGGCACUCCAAGAGACUUUGCAGGUCCGAUAGUAUUUUUGGCCAGCGAGGCGAGCGCCUAUGUGACUGGUGAAAUCCUCGUGGUGGAUGGGGGCUGGAUGGCGCGCUGA
Ceraceosorus guamensis is the source of this 876-nucleotide messenger RNA. Its product is annotated as NAD(P)-binding protein. The transcript has 8 exons. Gene Ontology annotation, molecular function: oxidoreductase activity, acting on the CH-OH group of donors, NAD or NADP as acceptor. Bases 1 to 876 code for a protein of 291 amino acids. Lineage: Eukaryota; Fungi; Basidiomycota; Exobasidiomycetes; Ceraceosorales; Ceraceosoraceae. The record is from RefSeq and is a predicted model, not a curated record.